AUGGCUUCUGGAUUCGAAGAUGAGAAGCUAAAUGCUUGUUGUCUCACUGAAUAUCGUCCAUUGCCUGGAUCUCCUAGAGGGCAAAUUAUCAAGAUCGCCGAAAUUAGUACUUAUCAUGUUCCAGGGACAGAUCAUACAGCCAAAAACAAGACAAUUGUCCUGUUAACUGAUAUAUUCGGUCUGACAAAAAAUCCACGUAUCACUGCCGAUGAACUAUCGGAAAAAACUGGUUUCGAUGUCUAUAUACCGGAUCUAUUUAAUGGCGAUGCAAUUGCUUCAUCAUUUCUUCAAGGGAUACCUCAAGUUCCAGGAGAAAAGAUGUCGAUCGGCAGCAAAAUUACCUUUGCUGGAAAAUUCAUUACAUCGUUGGUUCCAUGGUUAUUUCGCCAUCGACAAGCUGUCACUCUUCCUAUUGUGGAAAAGUUCUUCAAAGCUCUUCGCUCGGAAAAAGGAGUUACUAGAGUGCAAGCAGUGGGAUAUUGUUUCGGUGGCCUUUAUGCAUUGCUAGUCGGUAGCAAGGAACUUCAUCUUGCAGAUGCCAUUGUUGGUUGUCAUGUCUCAUUGACCAAUAAAACUCACUAUGAACAAUUGAAUGUACCUGCGGCGUUUGUCUGCGCUCAAGAAGACGAUCAAUUUACGGAUGCUCUUCGAGCAGAAGCUGAACAGAUUCUCGCUCGUAAGUCAGAAAUACCUAGCAAGUUUCUGUUAACGGAAGGAACAGUUCAUGGAUUUGCUUCUCGACCCAACCCUGACAAUACGAUCAUUAUGAAUGCAUACAAGAAAGGCAAUGACUUCAUUGCAGAGUGGGCCAAAGCUCAUCUUUAA
Rotaria sp. Silwood2 is the source of this 825-nucleotide messenger RNA. NCBI's taxonomy places the organism in Eukaryota, Metazoa, Rotifera, Eurotatoria, Philodinida, Philodinidae. The record is from the annotation of a GenBank genome assembly.